This is a messenger RNA of Eriocheir sinensis (Chinese mitten crab), 3926 nucleotides long. Its product is annotated as L-sorbose 1-dehydrogenase-like. The record is from RefSeq and is a predicted model, not a curated record. Gene Ontology annotation, molecular function: oxidoreductase activity, acting on CH-OH group of donors; flavin adenine dinucleotide binding. The transcript is spliced from 13 exons. NCBI's taxonomy places the organism in Eukaryota, Metazoa, Arthropoda, Malacostraca, Decapoda, Varunidae. The coding region runs from base 432 to 2285 and encodes 617 amino acids.
ACGAAAAGGAACAAUCAUAUGAACUAUGAAUUUGCCAGGUGCAUGACACUAAGUGACCAACGCCUUAAGACGUGACCAAAUAUUUCGAUACUCACUGCCUGAAGUGGACCCGCUGCGCCAGGCACCUCCAGGGUCAGUGCCCGCCUCGAGACAUUCACCGCGCCACACGCCUUGUAGUGUACACGAGAUACAGUGCAACAGUAUACUUAGUCACACUGCAUCAGCCAACUGUUACCGUUACUGAUUCUGAAGGCCCGUCAACCCUUGCCUGGGGGUGUCGCCAUCAGGGUGUCGUGGUGGGGACGGCACAUGGCCACCCGACGCCGCUGAAGGCAGGUGUUUACAUCAAGGCGUCUUCCUAGGCCGCGCCCUUCUUCACCGACGCUGGAUCUCCCCUUAAGAGGCACUGGGGUCGUGACACAUACACAAAGAUGAUCGGUUCCCUGAGUUCCCUCCCAACCAUGCUGACGCUGGCCACGCUGCUGCCCCUGGGACGCCUCAUCCUGCAGUCCAUCAUGCAGGACUCCAGACGCGCUGACCGCCUCUUCAGCAGACCCGAGGCGUUCAAUCACAAGUACGACUUUAUAAUAGUGGGCGGGGGUUCAGCGGGGUGCGUGAUGGCGGCGAGGCUGUCAGAGGUGGCGGGAUGGCGCGUGCUGCUGCUAGAGGCCGGGGGAACGCCGCCCCCUGAGAGCUACGUGCCCGGCCUGGUGAGUCUGGGCUACUUCAGGGGCAACAACAACUGGAACUACGUCACCCAGCCACAGAAACACGGCCUCAAGAACUACAAGAACAGGCAAGCCGUGAUACCCCACGCACGGGUGCUGGGCGGCGGCUCCACCACCAACGGCAUGGUGUACGUGCGGGGCAACAGGCGCGAUUACGACCACUGGGCGGCCCUCGGCAACACUGGCUGGGACUACGACAGCGUCCUCUACUACUUCAAGAUGUCCGAAGACUACCGCGGCCACACCACCAACUACACAGACAGGUUUCACGGACGCGGGGGACCGCUGGCCGUCACGCCGGAGCCCAAGACAGGCAAGCUAUCCCGUGCUUUUCUGAACGCCGGUGUCGAGCUCGGCUACGACGUGGUGGACCCCAACGCCGCGGAGCAGUUAGGGUUCGCCAGGCCGGAGUACAACGUGUGUGACGGCAUCAGGUGCUCCACGGCCUGGGCCUACCUGCGCCCCGCCGCCACCCGCCCCAACCUACACAUCCUGCACAGCGCCUACGUCCUCAAGAUCCUGUUCAACAAGGAAAGGAGGGCGACCGGCGUGGUGUACAGGUAUAAGGGUCAGGUGCUGGUGGCGAGGGCGAGUCGAGAGGUGGUCGUGUCAGCCGGGGCACUGUCGUCUCCUAAGCUGCUGAUGUUGUCCGGCGUGGGGGCCAAACACCACCUGGAUAGUCACAAAGUGAAGGUGGUCGCUGACGUGCCUGGCGUGGGUCAGAACCUUCAGGACCACGUGGCUGUGUACGGCCUCGCCUGGACCGUCAAGCCCAACUCCCUCAGCAUGGACACGGCCUUCUCCUUCCCGGCCGUGAACCAGUACGUCCACCACAGGAAGGGCCCGUGGACGGCACCGGUCGGGGAGUAUGCCAGUGCCUGGGUGAAGGUGACCAAGGACGGAGACCCCUACUACCCCGACGUGCAGCUGUACCUUUCCCCCGCCAGCUUCAACAUUGACAGGGGGCUUUUCCUGCCUUACAUCUACAACUUCGACCAGGAGAAAUACGUGGACUACUCUCGCCCGCUGUUCGGUAGGCCAGGGUUCACCGUCAACCUUUACUUGCUGCGGCCCAAGAGUCGCGGCGGCGUCUUCCUGCGCUCCAGGGACUCCUACGAUCGGCCCAUCAUUGACCCCAACUACCUCAGCCACCCCGACGACUUGCGUGACCUCGUGAAUGGUGUCAAGUUUGCGAUGACUCUGAGCAACACAACAGUCUUCAGGAAGCACUUCAAGGCAAAGUUUUAUGAUAACGUGGUGCCAGGGUGCAGGGGUGAGGGGUUCGACACCACCCGCUACUGGCGCUGCUUCGUCCAGCACAUGGCUGGCUCCUUCUGGCACCCUGUUGGCACCUGCAAGAUGGGCCCCUACUCUGACCCUCUGGCUGUUGUAGACCCAAGGCUUAGGGUGCGUGGGGUGGAGGGCCUGCGGGUGGUGGACGCCUCCGUGAUGCCUGUCAUAGUUUCUGGCAACACUAAUGCACCCACCAUCAUGAUCGCAGAGAAGGCCGCAGAUAUGGUUAAAGAGGACUGGGGCGCCAUUGGCCAUGAAUUCUGACAGCACAACUCUCAAACAGUUUUGACGACACUACUCCCCAAAGCUUCUCAGUGGAAUUAAUAAAUGUCUCAUGUAAUAAUAAACAUGGGAGGAUGGUAAGGAAUACAGGUAUUGUAACUAAUUAGGCAGAGUUCUUAUGUGUUCAAAGGUUGCAGCACUGUGCAGAGCAAAGCAAAAAGUUGUUGGAGACUAGCUGCACCUCCACCUCCAUACACACUGUUUAUCAUAGCCAAGUUCUACCUCAUUUUCAAAAGGUGGCCUCAUUAGUACACCAUCUUUUUGACAAUUCUUUUUUCAUAUAUGUUUGAUCUUUUAAUGUAGUGGAACUAAAGGGGAGGGGGUAUUGUGGAGUGGUUGAAAUAGUGAAACAUGUACGCUUGAGAUCACUUGGAUAUAUGAUAAGAAUGAAUAAGGAUGACUUUGUGAAGAUAUUAUGAGGACAGGAUUGAGAGAGGGUUUCAGAGGGAGGCCACCAUUGAAAAGAAUAUUAGUGAGAGUUGGCAGGCAAGGGAUUGAAUAUGCUGAGAGGGGGUGCCAUAACAGGAAAAAUGAAGAUGCUUUUGCCAUUGCCAACCCCUCAAGAGAAGAGAGGGAAACUUAUUUGGUCAUCGGGCAGAGGAAAAUUGACAGAGAAGAGCAAGGAGAAAGAAGAAAUGAAGUGUGGUGCUGAGACAAAGCCUGAUGGGUGAGCCUCCCAUAACUCAUUCAUCAAGUGGGGUACCUCUUUCACCGACUGGUUAAGGAGUGGCUCUCCCGUCUCGCUGGUUGCAGGUUUGAUCCCCGACUCUGGCAAAACCUUUCCUUGUCUGGAUUGAUUUCUUGUGUUUCGUUACAUGCGGUGGUCGUGUGGAAGUAUAGAAAAAGAGUAAAUUCAGGGCGUUACAAAGGGACUUACAAAGAUGCAAUAAUGUAGAUUUUACCCACUUGCACUUGACAAUAUCUCUACACUACAAAACUAGUGUCUUAAUUCUACUCACUGAAUUCAUCUUCCUGGUCCUUAACUAACCUGCCAUAGCUAGUAGGCUAAGCAUGCACUUGGGUCCUGCAGACAAAGUGCUUGGUUACUUGAGGGUGUCACCUAUUGCUGUUUAAUUGUACCUAAGUCACCGCUGACAUCUGAAACACUGAAAUUGAAAGUCUGAGUUUUCACAAGGAUACUAUAUAGAGAGUUUGAGGCCUAUACAUGACAGUUCCUUAAAGACAGUUAUACUCAUGAUCUGCUCCCCAGCCAUCAUUAAUUUAGUCAUCUUAUUUCUUCCACCUUACUGUCUGCUUUCCUUUCACUAUUCAAAUCAGCCAUAACCAAUUUUUACAUUUUCUUUUCUUAUCAGAACAUUCUGCUUAGCUACCUCAUCUCAUCCCUGCUACCUCUAUUGUACCCAUAAUCACACACACUUAACCCUUACUAAUAUCUUUUUUUCUCUCAUCUCUCAGUUUUUCACCUCGCAAAAGACAAUGCCAUCCAAGUGACUUACAGUUACUAGUAUUGGACAGUCAUGCACAACAGCAACCUGCCCAAUUUUUUAUUAAUAUUUUUGGUGUGAAUGUAAUGAAUUAAAAACUUAAAUAUUGUUGAGUUUUUUUUAAUUACAAGUUCUUAUAUAUAUUUGUUUUCUGAUAUCUCCAUCCACUCAACUAACA